AUGGCCCCAACACACAAUACUAUGGCCAUGUCCCUCUUCAAGUCCAACAAGAACCAGUCAGGCUCCGCUGCCACCUCCCCAGCGCAGACGCCUCGCUCUUCAGUCGAUGGCCAGCGUCUUGUCCAAGUCAAGAUGACCCGCGACCAGGCCCUCGAGAUGGCCCUCCGCAAGUCUGUGCAGACCAUGCCCGCCAAUUUCAGCCUCAUGUAA
Messenger RNA from Linnemannia hyalina, 210 nucleotides. Lineage: Eukaryota; Fungi; Mortierellomycota; Mortierellomycetes; Mortierellales; Mortierellaceae. The record is from the annotation of a GenBank genome assembly.